This is a messenger RNA of Effrenium voratum, 336 nucleotides long. Lineage: Eukaryota; Dinophyceae; Suessiales; Symbiodiniaceae. The record is from the annotation of a GenBank genome assembly.
AUGGCUCCCAUGAAGGCAACCAAGACCAUGAAAGCGAUGAAGGCUGCCAAGGCCAUGACCAAGGGGGGCAUCGUGAGUGAGCUGGCCUCGGCUACAGACAUGAAGAAGUCUGACGUGUCGCAGCUUCUUGGUCAGCUCUCUGAGAUCGGAGCGAAGGAGGUGAAAGCUACCGGCAAGUUUGUGAUCCCGGGGCUUUGCAUGAUCAAGACGCGCAAGAAGCCAGCCACCAAGGCGGGCAAGCGGAUGAUGUUCGGCAAAGAGGUGGCCAUCAAGGCUCAGCCUGCGAAAACAGUCGUCAAGGCAUUCGCAGUUUCAGCUCUGAAGAAGCAGAUCUAA